Messenger RNA from Caenorhabditis remanei, 528 nucleotides. RefSeq lists its product as uncharacterized. The transcript is spliced from 4 exons. The record is from RefSeq and is a predicted model, not a curated record. Gene Ontology annotation, cellular component: cell surface. The coding region runs from base 1 to 528 and encodes 175 amino acids. Lineage: Eukaryota; Metazoa; Nematoda; Chromadorea; Rhabditida; Rhabditidae.
AUGAGACAGUAUCUGCUCCUCGUUCCCCUUCUCUGCUGGCUCCUCCCCGUCUGCCACGGUGGCAUCGGCUCCGCCCUCGUCCAAGGACGCCUUCUAUGUCAUAAGCAACCGUUUGCCGGGGAGAAAGUGGAGAUCUGGGCGAAAGCUUGGGGUAUGCAUGUAGAUCAAAUUAUUCGAGGCUCCGCCCCUUUUUUUCAAGGCUUCUUCGACAAACUUCUCGACUCCACGACCACUGACGCUUAUGGCUACUUUGCGUUGAAUGGGUCGUAUUAUGAAGCGCUGGCCACCAAACCUAUGAUCUACGCGUAUUUCGUGAACUACUGUGAGCCAGCCAUCCGAAAAGAGUCGUUCGUGUGUGGCAACUCUAUCAAGGCGUACAUCCCAUCGUCGUUUAUCACUAGUGGGAAGAAUCCGUUAGAGACAUUCCAUUUGGAUGAGUUGGAAGUGUCGACAGUGGAGAAUCAGCAGUUCGGGCUGGAGGCAAUUGUUUAUAGCUGGUUCGAUAGGAAGGAGUGUCGGGAUGAAUAG